GUGGGUCUAAUUGUUUACAUCAUGGCGUCGGUAGAUUUCCGAGAAAACCUUCUUGGGAUUUCCUGGGUAGACAGCGGUUGGGUGCCGAUCCUUAACCCUGGAAAUGUACUAGACUAUUUCUCUGAAAGGAGUAACCCUUUUUAUGACAGAACCUGUAACAAUGAGGUAGUUAAGAUGCAAAGGCUGACCCUGGAACAUCUCAACCAAAUGGUGGGAGUGGAGUACAUUCUUUUACAUGCUCAGGAACCUAUUCUUUAUAUUAUUAGAAAACAACAGAGACAAUCUCCCACCCAAGUUAUUCCUUUGGCUGACUACUACAUCAUAGCUGGAGUUGUGUACCAGGCUCCAGACCUGGGAACAGUCAUCAGCUCUAGAGUGCUGUCUGCAGUUCAUGGUAUUCAGUCUGCAUUUGAUGAGGCCAUGUCUUAUUGCCGCUAUCAUCCAUCAAAAGGUUACUGGUGGCAUUUCAAAGACCAGGAGGAGAGAGAAAAGACCAAACCAAAGUCAAAGAAAAAAGAAGAACCUAGCUCACUGUUCCAGAGGCAUCGGGUUGAUACACUCCUGUUAGAUCUGAGGUCAAAAUUUCCUCCAACAUUUUACCAGCCCAAACCUGGUGAAAAGCCAAUUCCAGUUGAGGUAAAGAAAGAGCCUGAACCUCCAGCUGAAACGGUCAAACAGGAGGAAAGGGAACCAGCAACAAAGUCCUCUGCUCCAUCAGCUCCCCCAAGUAAACCACCACCAGAGAAACGAGCCAGACUCCAGUGACCUACUCUUCUACCACUCUGUUCAAAAUAAACCACAGUAAUGGUUGGAUUCUUCACCCGAACUGACGCUCUUCUCAAAUGACAGUAUUUAGUGGCCCAAAUUAACUAGAGGAUUAUUUUUGGAGUCCUGAUUGCAUCAUCACUUGAAAUCAUUUUACUCAAUUUACAAAAUGCGAAAAGUGAACUUAUUAGUGUUUGCCACUAGUACUUCUUUAUCACCAUCCAGCAUUUGCAAAUUUUGGCUUUAAGAUGAUGGUUUAUUAUAUUGUAAGCGUAUGUGAGAAUAUAUUCUUAUGAACGUGGGUUAAUACCUUGUUCAUUGCUGCAGCUGUAUUGCUGUUUAUGCAAAUGAUGAGGCUGCUUAAGCUGACACAGCAUCACUAUCAGUUUACGGUCGACCUCAGCAUUCUGUUGCAUUGAGUACCUCUUUGUUAUCAGCCUCCUCCAACAUGACAAAAGAGGUUAAAAGAUAAACGUUUUCUCUGUAUACAUGUAUAAUUUACCUUUUUAGUUUUUUGUCUAUUUUUGUGUCUAUGGUAUUUUGUUUUGUAGUAAAAUAUAUCAACUCAAAAA
Molecule: messenger RNA, 1337 nt
Organism: Periophthalmus magnuspinnatus
Lineage: Eukaryota; Metazoa; Chordata; Actinopteri; Gobiiformes; Gobiidae
Gene: med6
Product: mediator complex subunit 6
Exons: 8
Coding region: 22-765 (247 amino acids)
Biological process (GO): regulation of transcription by RNA polymerase II
Cellular component (GO): mediator complex; core mediator complex
Molecular function (GO): transcription coactivator activity
Source: RefSeq, a predicted model, not a curated record